Oldenlandia corymbosa var. corymbosa is the source of this 541-nucleotide messenger RNA. The record is from the annotation of a GenBank genome assembly. NCBI's taxonomy places the organism in Eukaryota, Viridiplantae, Streptophyta, Magnoliopsida, Gentianales, Rubiaceae.
UGCCAACAAUAUAUCACAUUGAGAAAGUAGAGAGAAUAAUAGAAAUGGCUGGGAUUUUCAAGCUCCUCUCCUUGGUUCUUUUUGUUGCUCUAAUGAGCAAAGUGACUUAUCAACAGGGUUGCGAUAUUAGAAACAUUAAAAUUGCUCAAGUUGCAACCGGCUCGAAGGCAGGAGGCAAACCGGAGUGGAAAGUAACAAUCACCAAUGAUUGUAAAUGUACUCAAACUCAGAUUAAAUUGUCAUGCUCCGGUUUCCAGUCGGCUGAACCAGUUGAUCCAUCAAUUUUGUCCAAGAACGGUGAUGUUUGCCUUCUCGUAAACGGCGGUCCAAUUUUCGGCUUCCAAACAACGGUCACGUUUAAUUAUGCCGCUGAUUCUCAAUGUCCCUUCAAACCGGUUGACAGCAUCGUGUCUUGCUCCUAGAUUAAUUUAAUUUGGAUCCCAAAAUGGAAACAGUUGAAACCUUAUGUUUCGAGAGGUGUAAUUUGUUCUUGAGGAUGCUUUGGAUUCUUUUUUGAGUUCACACAAAUUCAAUAAUAGUG